AUGGCCAAGACCAAGAGCACCGGACCCGGGUCCGCCGCCAAGAAGAAUCAGGCCUCUCAGGAGGUCACGAUGACUGAGAGUCAGGUUGCUCCGAAUGAAAACAUUGAUCAAGCGCCCGUGGAGGAUGCUGGGGUUGAGAACAACAAUUACCCCCAGUGUUCUUGCUGUAUCUGCUGCCCCGAGUCGGAUCCGGAUGACCAGCCUGAAGGUGACCACCAGGCCCAGGAGCAUGAGAAUCAUGAAGGCGGCACCGAGACGGGUCUCUCCUCGAGCUCCUCGAAGGCAGCCGACAAACCGCCCCCCGCCCCUCCCGGUGCCCGUCGCUGCGGCCGCUGCCGGAAGACCAAGUGCCUGAACUGUUUCUUCAUGCAGAACAAGGUGUGCGAGCCCUGUCUCGUGUACUGCAGGGAGGUUACGCGCAAGAAUCCCGGCGGACGCUCCGGAACCGGUCGCAAGAGCAAGCAGCAGCCGGACCUCGCGCCCCCGAACGCCGACGACGACAAUGUUGCUCGGGCAGGGCCUUCUUCUUCCCACUCUGCGGAGACCGACGAGGAGCAGACGACUUCUGAGGCCCCAAAGACCAACCGCAAGCGCAAGCGCGAGGCCGAGUCCCAGCCUGAGACGUCCGAGCCUGCGGCUGCUAAGAAGACUCGAGGCGGUAAUGGCCGUGGCAAGAACGCUGCUGGAGUUGCUGCUUCUACUGGUGGUCGUGGUCGUGCCGCCCAGAACACUGCCAAGAAUGCUCGUGCCUCUACCUUUACCUCUGCCUCUGGUUCUCGUUCUGGCUCUGCUUCUGGUGUCACCUCUGGCUCUGCUGAUGAUGCUGAGAUGGCUGAUGCCAGUGAGGAUGGAGGCCAUGCUGCGGCUCCCGCUGUCACUGUUCCUCGGUACACGGUUCGGAGCCCGGUUGUGCUUCCUGCUCUUCGCUACUCUCGCCCUCGUCCCGAGACGCGUGCUCAGCGUUUUGAUGCCAUGUUCCCUCGUGGCACUGGUGAGCAGUAACUCACGCUGUCAAGCAGGGGUCGCAGUCUUGCACUUUGCAUUGCCGUUUCACCAGCAGGAAUACUUUGACUGAUGGCUAGGGUUGGCCUCCACGUGCAGAUACGAUGGGCUAUUGCAGAUUGGGUUUGGGUUUGGUUUGCUUGAGGUUGCUGCGUCUUCAGACGGACAUAGGACAUGGAGGUAUCAGAGGCCC
This is a messenger RNA of Sodiomyces alkalinus F11, 1195 nucleotides long. RefSeq lists its product as hypothetical. The record is from RefSeq and is a predicted model, not a curated record. The coding region runs from base 1 to 1002 and encodes 333 amino acids. The transcript has 2 exons. NCBI's taxonomy places the organism in Eukaryota, Fungi, Ascomycota, Sordariomycetes, Glomerellales, Plectosphaerellaceae.